ACGAAUUUUCGCGAUUGAGCUCCAGUCCAACUAGUGAGUUGCUCUCGCAAUGGCUACGAGUGGUGUUCUACCUUCUGUUUUAGUGCUUGGGGUCCUCUUUUGCACGAUCCUCACUGGGGAUGGUACCGUAAAAACGGGACCCCCACACGAAGCGACGAGCUCAUCGCCCGGAUGGCCGUUGGCUAAAAUCUCAAUAAGCCCAGUGUCUCCAACUUCAAACCCGUUGUCUCACACCUCAAGCCCGGUGUCUCGAACCUCAAAACAGGGUUCUCAAGCGGAGUCGCAUAAAAAUCCUGGCUGCUUCGGUUUUCUGUCCCCUCAUAAAAAAACCUCCGGCGAUCAGAAAAAAACCCAAGGCUACGUAAAGAGCCAAAACAGUGGAUGGGGCUCCAAGCUCAACAGGAUUUUCCGGAAGAAGCCCAAGGGCCGUUACAGUAACGGGGUGCUUUUGAAUCCGGACAAAGCGAAAGAUAUGCCUCCUCACCGCGCCGCAAACGGGCUCCUUCUCAGGGAUAGACCUUUUUUGUCCGAACAUCAAGAUGAAAUUUCACCACAGACACACGAAAUUUCGGGAGAAAAUUAAUAGAUUUUCAGUAUAUAUAUAUAAAAUCGUUGCGCGGUUGAUAGCGAGAGUUACACUGAAAAAAAAGCUCGGCUUAGGUAUGAAGCUUCUUUGAAUUCGCCCCGAGAAAUGUUUUUUAUCGUGACUGAAAAAUACAAUUAUAUUAUGAAAUCUCAAAAUAACUUUCUCGUCUCAGGAAAACAAAAAAAAAAUCGUUUUUUCUUUUUAUCUGGCAAUGCAAUGUCAUACUUAUUGUGUGUGUCUCUUAUGUGCGUAUACAAUGAAUUUUAAAUUACAUAAAUGACUCGCCUUUGUUUUUUUGCUGUUUAACCAAUGCUAAUUAUAGAGUUUUGAAUCUUGUU
Messenger RNA from Bemisia tabaci, 924 nucleotides. The record is from RefSeq and is a predicted model, not a curated record. NCBI's taxonomy places the organism in Eukaryota, Metazoa, Arthropoda, Insecta, Hemiptera, Aleyrodidae.